GAAAGGCUUUUGUGAGCUGCUUUGCAUUAAGUUGUUAAGUUAUUCGCAAUUUACCGUUAGUUGACUGACAGUUGUCUUAGAAAUUGUUAAGAACAAAUCAAAAAUAAUUCAAAAAAGUGUUAAAAAUCCAGAAUUUCACCAUUAAAAACCCCAAUAAAAGUAAACCAGUUCUAAGAAUAAUGAUGGGAAAAUACAUAUUAAUUGUGUCAUUACUGAUAAUAAUCCAAGGCAAUCAAACAUCAUCCAAGCCACAAGUUAAUACUCAAGUCAAUAACUCUAAUCACGAAGAACCUUCAAAUCAAUCAAAAUCGGAUGCUUGCGUAGCUGAAAAAUUAAAAGAAACUCCAAAUUUAAAUUCAACAGAACUCAAAAAAGCGCGGGAAAUUGCUCGAUAUUUAUGCACGAGUGGAAUUGACAGAGAUUUGAGAGUUAAGUUCAAUGAAGUGAUUCGAGAACGUGGAGCUUUAACAACAGCUAGAAUCUCAUGCUACAAAUCAUACUUAAUGCAUUUAAAUGCAUCAGGUCCACUUGUGAUGACUUUUGAGGAACAUUUGCGUGACAUUUUCAACACAAAAUCAGAAUGUCAAAAGGAAAUUGAAGAAAUUAAUACAAAAUGCUUUGAAGAGUCAACAACAAGUCCAUUGAACUGUGAAGUAAGGAAUAAGAAAUUCUUGGCAGAAGCUUUUUUAAAGAUUUUAAUAAUCGCAAAUGGAAGUUACAGCCUGGAAGUGAGGAACAUUGAGAGGGAAAAUUAUGCAAAUCAUUUGAAGAAAAUUCAGAAUCAAAAGUUAAAAUGUACGGCAGUUGAAAAUUAGGAUUAAUAAAAAGUUUUUAAUUAAUUAA
Molecule: messenger RNA, 843 nt
Organism: Chironomus riparius
Lineage: Eukaryota; Metazoa; Arthropoda; Insecta; Diptera; Chironomidae
Source: the annotation of a GenBank genome assembly